UCAGUAGCUGCAGCUGAUGUUGUUGUUGUUGCCUACAUACAACCAGCAAAUUACAGAAUUUAGACAAUUCCACUAACGAAAUAUGGCUCAAGUUCCCUUGGCAAUUGUGUCGCACAAACGCCAAGUGUGCAGCCUCUACAAACGUGCCCUACGUAACUUGGAGGCGUGGUAUGAUCGCCGCGAGGUAUACCGCUAUCGUGCCGUGCUUAUGCGUGCACGCUUCGAUGAGAACCGUCGCAAGGAUCUGGCUGAGGGCAUGCGUCUGUUAGCUUGCGGACAACAGGAAUUGUUUGAGACAAAGCAUUUCCAGCCCAGAAACUUUGCAAAUAGCGCCGGCGGCUGCGCUUUUGAACGCGAAGUUAUCCCACCAGAUUGGGUGCUCGACUACUGGCAUCCGCUGGAGAAGGCACAAUAUCCAGAGUACUUCGCCAAGCGCGAGCAGCGAAAGAAGGAAUAUGUGACUUGGUGGGAGAAGCAGUACGGCAAGCCGGAUCCCAAGGAUCUGGGUCAUCAUUGAAAACUAGCGCCUAAAAAUAAUGUAGUCAAAUCCAAUUGUUUGUUUCUGAAGUAAAAAAAGAGGUUGGACAAAACGAGCGCUGUUU
Molecule: messenger RNA, 602 nt
Organism: Drosophila albomicans
Lineage: Eukaryota; Metazoa; Arthropoda; Insecta; Diptera; Drosophilidae
Gene: ND-B22
Product: NADH dehydrogenase [ubiquinone] 1 beta subcomplex subunit 9
Exons: 3
Coding region: 83-517 (144 amino acids)
Biological process (GO): mitochondrial electron transport, NADH to ubiquinone
Source: RefSeq, a predicted model, not a curated record